AUGGGAAAUAAGCAUAGCACUGAAUUUGGUGGAAUUUUCGUUUAGACUUCAAAAGCAUAUUAUUUUCCUGGAGAAAUAAUUGAAGGUAAAAUCAUUGAUAAAAACACUUGUAGGGACUAUUAGUUUAAAUAUAACAAAACCUGGUUAUCCUGGGAGAAGACUUUAUGUAAGAAUCACAGGAAGAGAAAUUUUACAUGGUGCUUUGGAUAUAAAUGAUAAUAGUGAUGAUGAAGGCAAAUUAUCAACGAAUACAACUUCAAAAAUAUUAAAGAAUGAAAUAUUGCUAUAUGAAUUUCAAUAACCAACUAUUCCAAUGGGUUAAUUCACAACGUAAUUCACAUUCCAAUUACCUUCUAAUAUUCCUGGAACCUAUAAUAAAAUACAUUUGAGUGGUGCUUAUGAGAGAAUCAUUUACAAAAUAAAAGGGUUCGUUGUGGCAACCAAGGGAUAUAAAAAAAUGAGUCAUAUUUAAUAAAUAUAGGUUAGAGAACCUAUAUAUAAUCCUGAAUAAUAGAUAAUUGGAGAUGGAAAACUUUAAGAUAAUGGAUAUUGCUGUAGAUAAAAAGGAGUAAUAAUAUUCUUAUUUGAAUAGAGCGUCUAAAUUACUGCAAUAACGGAUAGAAAUGUUUAUAGAAUAGGUGAAGCCAUAAGAAUUUUAAUAGAGGUCAUUGACGAAGAGAGAUUCCAAAAACCAGAAAAAAUAAUAGUUUAAUUAGAAAACAUAACAUAAUAUAAAUAUAAAAAUAAUAUAGAAACAAAAAAAAAAAUAAUUACUGAAGAAGAAAUUUAAACAACAACAAAAAAGCUUGGAUCUUAUAAGAUAUUAAAUUAACAAGAAGUAGUUUUAUAUGCUUAAUUAAAAAAUCAUAACAAUAAUGAUCAAUAUAAUAUGAUUUAGCCAACAACAAAUGGCAACAUCAUUUAAUCAAAUUAUCAAAUUUUGAUUAAGGCUAGUUUUGGAAGUAAAAAUUUGUAUUUUAUCAUUUUAGUAAGCUGUUGUAAUUUAAGGGAAUGUCUUGAAUUGCCUAUUCAAAUUUUAUCAUCCACAGUGUUAUAAUAACAGUCUAUUUAACCUCCAUUGGGGUGGAAACCAAUAUAAUUAAAUGAUGAGAAUCUUCAACUAUUAGCUAAUGCCAAAUAAAGUGGUACUAGUUUGCAUUCUUUUUCUACAUAUUAAAAGACUAUGUAAGAUAGAAAUAGUUAUCGUGAAUAAUAAGAAUCUUAAAGAUCAAUUAGAGUUGGAAAUUCAAAUAGAUCAAUCUAAUCUUUAAACUAUUAAAUGAAUUGA
Paramecium sonneborni is the source of this 1288-nucleotide messenger RNA. NCBI's taxonomy places the organism in Eukaryota, Ciliophora, Oligohymenophorea, Peniculida, Parameciidae. The record is from the annotation of a GenBank genome assembly.